AUGACAGCCAAAGAUGUUAUUAUGAAAUUGAACAAAGAUGCUGAAUACAAUGCACUCACAGCUGAAUUUCAAGGAAAUGAUACUAAAUUCGUUGGAGAAUAUGAAAAUGUCAGAAUACCAUCAGAUAAGAAGGAAUUCAUUAAAGAUGCUUUCAGAAAAGUAGCUACUGCCUGUAAACCCACAUUGAAGAAUCUUUCUUUGAGAUAAAAUUGGUUAGAUUUGUAAGAUAGAGUGUAUAAUAGAGCAUAAUACUACACAACUGAUGCAAAUUCAUGCAUUAGCGAUGCAAGAAAUGUAGCUGAGGUUAAUGUUUGCUGCGACAAUUAUAUUCAAAGACUCAAUAAUGAUUUCUAUAACGAUGUCUUGCAAAUAUUAAAAGAUUAUUGAGAUAUUUCAUUUAUUAAAUAUAUACAAAAAACAAAAUAUAUUAAUAUAUAAA
Molecule: messenger RNA, 439 nt
Organism: Paramecium tetraurelia
Lineage: Eukaryota; Ciliophora; Oligohymenophorea; Peniculida; Parameciidae
Exons: 3
Source: RefSeq, a predicted model, not a curated record